Messenger RNA from Peromyscus leucopus (white-footed mouse), 1467 nucleotides. RefSeq names its product purinergic receptor P2X 4 (gene P2rx4). Gene Ontology annotation, molecular function: ATP binding; extracellularly ATP-gated monoatomic cation channel activity; purinergic nucleotide receptor activity. The transcript is spliced from 12 exons. Gene Ontology annotation, biological process: monoatomic cation transmembrane transport; response to ATP. Bases 95 to 1261 code for a protein of 388 amino acids. Gene Ontology annotation, cellular component: plasma membrane; nuclear inner membrane. The record is from RefSeq and is a predicted model, not a curated record. NCBI's taxonomy places the organism in Eukaryota, Metazoa, Chordata, Mammalia, Rodentia, Cricetidae.
GCCGCGGGGCCUGCCCGAGCUGCUGGGCGGGGCUGCGGCCGGGACCCAGCAGGAGGCGACGAGGCGACCCCGGCGUGCUCGACCCCGCGGAGCCAUGGCCGGCUGCUGCUCCGCGCUCGGGGCCUUCUUGUUCGAGUACGACACGCCGCGCAUCGUGCUCAUCCGCAGCCGUAAAGUGGGGCUCAUGAACCGCGUGGUGCAGCUGCUCAUCCUGGCUUACGUCAUCGGGUGGGUGUUUGUGUGGGAAAAGGGUUACCAGGAAACUGACUCUGUGGUCAGCUCGGUGACAACCAAGGCCAAAGGGGUGGCUGUGACCAACACUUCUGAACUUGGAUUCCGGAUCUGGGAUGUGGCGGACUAUGUGAUUCCAGCUCAGGAGGAAAACUCGCUCUUCAUCAUGACCAACAUGAUCAUCACUGUGAACCAGACGCAGAGCACCUGUCCAGAAAUUCCCGAUCAGACCACCGUUUGUAACUCGGACUCGGACUGUACCGUUGGCUCAGCAGGCACCCACAGCAACGGGAUCGGGACCGGAAAAUGUGUACCAUUCAAUGAGUCCGUGAAGACCUGCGAGGUGGCAGCUUGGUGCCCAGUGGAGAAUGACGCUGGUGUGCCAACGCCAGCUUUUUUAAAGUCCGCGGAGAACUUCACCCUCUUGGUAAAGAACAACAUCUGGUACCCCAAGUUUAAUUUCAGCAAGAGGAACAUCCUCCCCAACAUCACCACUUCCUAUCUCAAAUCGUGCGUUUAUGAUGCUCGGACGGAUCCCUUCUGCCCCAUAUUCCGUCUCGGCAGGAUUGUGGAGGACGCCGGGCACAGCUUCCAGGAGAUGGCGGUGGAGGGAGGCAUCAUGGGCAUCCAGAUCAAGUGGGACUGUAACCUUGACAGAGCGGCCUCCCUCUGCCUGCCCAGAUAUUCCUUCCGGCGCCUCGACACCCGGGACCUGGAACACAAUGUGUCUCCUGGCUACAAUUUCAGGUUUGCCAAGUACUACAGGGACCUCACUGGCAACGAGCAGCGUACGCUCAUCAAGGCAUAUGGCAUCCGCUUUGACAUCAUUGUGUUUGGAAAGGCUGGGAAGUUUGACAUCAUCCCUACCAUGAUCAACGUUGGCUCCGGCUUGGCGCUGUUAGGGGUGGCGACUGUGCUCUGUGACGUCAUAGUCCUCUACUGCAUGAAGAAAAGAUACUACUACCGGGACAAGAAAUACAAGUAUGUGGAAGACUACGAGCAGGGUCUCGCCGGUGAGAUGGACCACUGAUGCCCGACCCUUCAACCCCACAGCGCCCUCACCGAAGCCGUGAGAAGGGAGAAAUGGCGGCCGCAUCUCUCUAGAGAAGGUCCCAGAGUUUCAUUCCGUCUCCUCCACUCCACAAACACUCAGGGUUGCCCAGCGGGUCUUGUUUUAGUUUUGUCUUUCUUUUUUUUUUUUUUUUUUGUUUUUUUCGAGACAGGGUUUCUCUGUGU